CAAUCUAGAGGCUGCCUGGACGUGGGUGGACUUAGAAGUGCACCUCUCCCCACCCGAUAUUCUGUACCGUGUAGAAGACCUCUACUCAAAGCUUAAGACGAUUUCUCUGGUGCUCAAGGACCAGCACACAGUGGGAUUGUCUCGGUCCACAGGCCCCAUGCAGGCCUCUGUGCCACCUAGCUCCAGUAACGUGGGCACCAGUCCUGCCAAUGCCAGUUUCAUGGCCAACCAGCCUCAAGCAGCCAUUAUGAAGCAAAUGCUGAUUGAGCAAAGGGCCCAGCUCCAUAUGAUGGAGCAGCAGAAGCAGCAGUUUCUAAGGGAACAACGGCAGCAGCAGCAGAUCUUGGCAGAACAGCAUUUGCAGCAGCAGCAGCAGCAGCAGCAAUCACAUCUGCCUCGACAGCACCUCCAGCAACAGCAGAGGAAUCCCUAUCCUGUGCAACAGGUCAAUCAGUUCCAAGGUUCUCCACAGGAUAUAGCAGCGGUAAGAAACCAGGCAGCUCUUCAGAAUAUGAGGACUUCCCGAAUGAUGUCCCAGAACACCAGCAUGAUAAGUAUGGGGACAGCUCAGAACACGGCAGCAAUGUCUGCUACAGGGGGCCAAUCUGAGAUGGGGAUGGCUCCCUAUAGCAGCUCAGCAAGCAGCCAGCCAGGAAUGUACAAUAUGAACACAGGAAUGAGCCAAAUGUUGCAGCAUCCAAACCAAAGUAGCAUGAGUCUGACACACAACCCAAGCCAGGGAGCAAGACAGUCCAGCUCAACUCAAGGUGUUGGCAUGGUCAGCGGCUUUGUCCCAAACAUGUUGGUUAACUCUGCCAUAUCGCAACAACACCAGCAGAUGAAAGGAGCUGUGGGACAGGUUCUGCCCAGAUCACAAGCUCCCAGACUUCAAAACAUGAUGGGGCCUGUCCCACAAGGAGCACAGAACUGGCAGGCACGAGGGUUACAAGGUAUCCCUGGAAGGACUAGCAGUGAAAUUGGACCUUUCAAUAAUGGUGCUGCUUACCCAAUGCAAUCUGGUCAGCCAAGGCUACCUAAGCAACAUUUUCCACAAAGCAUUAGUCAAUCCGUCAUGGAUGCAAGUGGAACAGUACGGACCCUCAACCCAGCAAUAGGAAGGCAAAUGUUGCAACCACUCCCUGGACAGCAAGCAACCAACAACCAAGGUCGACCAAUGGUUAUGCCUACAAUAAAUCAGGCAGUUCCCACCCUGACUGGUUUUAACCAAUCUACUGCACAACAGAUACCAGGGGGCAACUUUCCUCAGAGCAACCAAGGCCAGAUGUAUGAGAGGAAUCCCACACAGGACAUUUCUUAUAGCUAUAAUAAUGAAGGAGGUUCCUUUCCAAAUAUCACAGAGGGCACAGACCUUGUAGACUCCAUCAUCAAAGGUGGGCCAGGUGAUGAAUGGAUGCAAGAACUUGAUGCAUUGUUUGGCAAUCCAUAGCACACAGUGGGGUGUAUAGUUCAAAACCUUUGUGAGGUCAGAAAAAGGAAAGCAGGAUGUUGUUCAUCCUUGUUUCUUUGUUUUAUUUUUAAAGCUGUGCAAAGCAAGCUGAUCCAUGUUUGUGGAGGGCUUAGCUGGAAUUUAAAGCAUUGACAAGAAACCCUUGCCAAUGUCCCCACAGUGCUCUCAAACCAUAGAACCAUAGCAAAACUGCUGCAAGUGGGGAUGAGAAGUGGGGUGAGGGGCUUGCAAAAUCACUCCUCUCUGCUCAUGAAUUACAGAAAGGGCUAAACAGUCUCUAUGUGGAAAAGCACUGGAUGAUUCGUAACAGCACACUUUUCCAUGCAGUUCUACUGGCACUGCUGUAGCAUUCAAGGCAAGACGAAACAGCUUGUUAAUGGAGUGGAGCUGCUAGUUGACUGUUGAAGCCCUACACUCAUAGGUCAGAAUAGGUGCUAAACUCUGGUUGAUACAAAGUUUCUUCAUAUACAUAUGGCUAAUUUGUUAGGAAAUAAUGCUGAAGCUGCUUUAUUAUGGUGAUGACUGGAAAUGCCCACAGCUGAAUGGGUUCCUUCAGUGUGCUAUCAAAUCUCCUUUAGAAGCAGAGAAAGUGCCUACCCUAGGUAGUUCGCCAUUCCUCUGUUAUCCAUUUUUUCAAUAACCAAGUGAUUCUCAAGUUACUUUGUCCUUAAGGAUGACACAGAUACAGAACUCUAGUACAGGCUAAGGCUGUGUGGUAUUUGUAAUGCUCACUGAGGUCCACCUACCACCAAAGACAGGGAUGUGAAAAGAUACAGGCAUUAAAUGAGGAGAUGUAUGCCAUAAGAAUGUUAAAGUACUGGUGUGCACUUGUUCUUUUCCUGGAAAGGAAAGAUACAUGGGUGUAACUUGGGAUGGGUUGGGUUGUGGAGGCUGGUGACUUGAUGGUCAAAGAUGUCCAACUCAAACAGAUGCCCCAGGAAAUCAAGUAGGAAGUCAUCUAAUGAUCACCCAGAGAGGGGCCAGUCACAUACAUAAAUUGCUUGGGAACUAAAGUCAUUUCAUCUCUUGACAAGUUGGAUAUAAGUUUAUGCAUAAAAUAUUCUGUACAUGAUAAUGCUAAGCUCUUUAAGAUGAACUAGCCUGUGAGAAACAAUGCAAGAAAAGAGAAAUUUCCCAUGGAAGUAACUUCUGCUACUAAUUGUACAAAUGUCAUUUUCAAAUAGAACUAUGUAGCUAAGAACUGAAUUAAAUUUGCUUAGACCCAUACGGGUUAAGAAUGGAGUAACUGAUGACUAUGGGAACUGAAUAUAGAUCAAUCACCUAAGUGUUGAAUGCAGAUUUAUUGUUUAAUGAAACCACUUCUGUGGCAUUCUUGACCUGAUUAGAUGUUACUUGCAGGCAGAGGAUCAAACACCUCUGGAACCUUUUCUCCCUAAGCAAUCUGACUUCUAGAGGGAACAUUUUGAAGUAGAGAAGCAGCAGGGGCAAGAUGUAUUUUGCCCUUUCCACAGCUACCUGUUCACUAACUUAAUCUUCAUGCUACUCCUAUUCAGCACUUCCCAAUAGAGGGUUUCAAAUGCAAGAGCAAAUACACAUUUGGGACUCCAUGGAAGGAAAACAGUUUGGUGGAGGCAAUUUUUAAAAAGAGAAGAAGCAGGCUUUAUCACCCCCUCUACUCACUUACAAGUAACUCAAAACCACAUUCUCCAAAAACACUUUUUUCUGGAAAAUGGGUGGGACAAGCAGAGUCCAGUUCCACCUUUCAAACCUUUUAUCAGGACUGGAGCACAACGGUUUAACUAGCGUGGUUUUUAAAUUCCCACAUACAGCUCAACACACAUCCCAUUGAAAUUGGUGGGAGAAAUUUUAUUGCCUUUUCUGUAGCGAAGCGGAGAACCGCUUCAUAAAACUUCCUGCUUUCACUGAACUUUCACUGCAAUGGGGAAAGAAUAGAGUGCUUGACAUGUGUUGAAGUAGUUCUUUGCUAACGAAGUAUAUGCCAGUCAAGCCGCUUAGCACCAGUGGAGUGCUGUGUCCCAACAAUCCAAAGAAGGUAUUAGUCCACAAACAAGGUAUCAUUACAGCAUGUUUUAGAGGGCAAAGAUGACAAAGAAAUAGGCUUUACGUAUGUUGCAGAAGUCAGCUGAAGAUGGGAGACACAGGCACACAGAAGUAAAGGACAGGAAACAGGCAUUUGUUUUCAUCACGUCUUUCACAGUAAGUAUAACUCUUUCCUGGAAAGGGUUACAAUAAACAAUCAAGUGAUCAUAUGUCUGCUUACUCAGAAAUAAGCAUUAUUGUAUUCAGUGGGGCUUUCUUCCAGAAAAGUGUGCAUAGGAUUGCAACAUUAAAGUGUUAGGGCUCUGAACCGCACAGAAUAUAAUGUAUUCAUCACUAUCAAAAAAACACAGACAUUAGUGUUUGGUUUGGCAAUGAAGCCUCAAAAUCCCUUAUAUUUGUAAAGCUUCCUCCAAAUAUUUUAAACUGGGACCAAGUAAUUACAAAUAGAUAAAUCAAAAUGUACUAUGGGGAAGGGUUUUUUUUACACUAUGGUGCUGAUGUAUAUGAAAUGUUUAACAAAAGAAUUAUUUGUAAAUAUGUUUUUACAAUCCUGCAGAUAUAA
Molecule: messenger RNA, 4052 nt
Organism: Varanus komodoensis (Komodo dragon)
Lineage: Eukaryota; Metazoa; Chordata; Lepidosauria; Squamata; Varanidae
Product: mastermind-like protein 3
Exons: 4
Coding region: 158-1447 (429 amino acids)
Biological process (GO): positive regulation of transcription of Notch receptor target
Cellular component (GO): nucleoplasm
Molecular function (GO): transcription coactivator activity
Source: RefSeq, a predicted model, not a curated record